Amoebophrya sp. A25 is the source of this 16141-nucleotide messenger RNA. Lineage: Eukaryota; Dinophyceae; Syndiniales; Amoebophryaceae. The record is from the annotation of a GenBank genome assembly.
UGAAGGUGAAAAGGCUGAUUUAAACUCCUCUCUACAAGAUGACGACCCCGUGUGAGUUUUUCACAUUAUAUGAAAUUCGAGCUCCUUCUCAGUUGAACAACAAGCUAAAAAAAACUCAUAAGCAUAAUUAUGUAGAAUUACGUCUCCUGGUGCUGAUUUUAUGAUAAUUGCUUGUUGAUCUUUAACUAAGUGGAAGUUUAACUUGCUAUAAUUUUCGAUUUGCAACGUGGAUUUGUUUUAUGUAUUGCUUUCGGACUGAACGUUUUUUAUGACAAUUACAAAUACUAAUACCCGAUUGAUGUGUUUCCUUCCGUAUUCUACUAAAUCUAAAUCUAACUAAAUGUUCAUCAUGUUCAAAAAGUAAGAAUCAUGCCCGAGGACGUCGAAAACUCUAGGGGAGAAGGGCUGGGCCUCCCAUCCCCAGAGGAACAGGAUCUUAACAACAUGCAGCUGGAGGAAAAUAGUAGUAACAUCAAUGCGGCACAUGAUCUUAACAACAUGCACCAGCUGCAGGAAAAUAGUAGUAACAUCAAUGCGGCACAUGAUCUUAACAACAUGCAGCUGCAGGAAAACAGUAGUAACAUCAAUGCGGCGCGGGCGGGUCUUCAUCCUUUGACUCCCGGUGGUUCUUCGCGGCGAGGUGCUGUUGACCUGCAGCUUCAGGACGAGAAGGAAUCAGGCGACAAGAACGAGCGCUUGCUGGGUAGCACUCCACCACGCGCUUUCAAGAAGCGAAGGUUGCUCAGUCCUGAAGUGGACCAUGCAGAGGAUGAAGAUCAACUUCAUCAACAGCAUCGUGGUGGCCCCUUUUGUUCCGCAUUUGAGCAAGGUGAGGACGAUCAAGAAGCUCAACAGGAGAUGAUGAAGAAGUACAAGAACAACAAGAAGAACAUAAAAAAUGUUGUCGAGGAUGGAUCAUCAUUACCUGUUCAAACUCUGUCUUGUUCAAACUCUGUCUCUGAUACAGCGUCAAAGAUGAAUGGAGGGAGCCUUCUUGAGAGGUUGAAUCCUCGUGGCCAGGGCCGUAUAGUUGACCAGGAGGAACAAGGACACGAAGAGCUGCAAACGACUGCAGCUUUCCACUUUUAAGGGUAGACUAUUAAGUACUAUCCCGUGUGUGGGCUAUUCUGACGAGUGGACGAGUCCUCGUGGACUCGAUACGAAGGGGGAACGAUACGAAGGGGAAAAGAGGGCACUUCCAAUAUUCUCGCACUCGACUCGGGAUAGUCUAAUAAAACCACCGCUAAUCAUGACCACAGGAUGAAGAAUCACGCACGGCGCGGGCAUUUUUGCAACCGUACCCUGAAAUGGCAACCCCAGUCUCAGAGUAUCGCGUGGCUAUUUCGAACCGGCGCGUUUGUUCCAUUACGUUGGAGUCAGGAGAACGGUUUGAUUGGGCCACAAGGUUAAGGCUUGCUCUUGAGUCCAUUUCUUCUUCUAACUCUAAGAACUCUAUUUCAAUGUAUUUGAGGAAGAUGAUCCCUCAAGAACAUCAGUAUAUCAAUGGUUCCGGUUCCGGUUUUUGCUAUUGCUGGUAACCUGAUUUUGAUCAUAAGGGAAAAAUUUUUUAUGUGAAAUUUAAAGCUUGCUUUAUUGAGAUUUAAAUACGAGUGCGCGCAGUGCGCGCUCCCCGGGGGGCAACGCCGGGUAAAAAAGGUUCCACCUGCUUAGUGCGUUUAGCUGAGCGCCUGCCAGCGAUGGCGAGGCACUCGGGAAGAAACAUUCUGAGUCCACCCAAAACGGGCGGACAAUGAAGAGACCAAGCCUCUAAGCGUCAAAGCACGCGUUGCCAAAAAACGGCAGGAAAAUACUAGAGUAUUUGCGUAGAACACGCCAUGCAACUAAGUGCACACAUGAAUCAGCUAAGCGUUCGAUUUGUCCCUACCUGAGUCUUGCUUGCCCGCCGCCGCAGGCGCCUCGCCUAGCUGCCUCGUAGCGCACGUAGAAUUUAAAUAAUCAGAUUACUUGAUUCUUUUGUAUUUUUGUUUCCUAGUUAGGUGUGUUCCACCGAUAUCAUAAGCGAAAACCAGAAGAGAAUCUUUGUGAUCGAAUUCAGGUUACCAAAUACCGGAGCCAUUCAGUACAAUGCGCCCAAAUACUUACAAGGGGAGCAACUGCAUUGAGAGGCAUACUACACUUGAGGGAUUUAUUGUUUCCAGCAUAGUAAUCCAUUUCCAUUCCGACGCGCGCGUGCGAGAGGUCUUCGUCUAACAAGGACCGGGACGAUGGUCAAACACGGCACAGUCUCGGCCACAGGUAAGACCCUUGUGUUCGCGAAGGGGGUGAAGGUGGUAGACGACAUCAAACCGGAAACCCUGGUGAAAACGAUGCUGGAAACCAAAGGGGCGCCAUAUCACUUCAAGUUUACAAUGGCGGUACUACUUGAAUAAAUGUUGAGACCUUGAUGAACAAGAAGAGGAAAUUUAGGAUUCGAUUAGAAUUAACUAGAAGUACAAGUUAAUCAUGUUAAGGCAUACACUUCCUCUUCCAAUCCAAACUACGGCUGCCUACAGUUUCUAACUAAUAAUUGUUCAUACUGGCGAGAUACUUUUGAUAGCGCUUCUGAGGAAAGCCUCAUCAGAUGACAUCUUUCGCUUCAUCUACAUCUUCUAUCUUCACCUCUAGGAGCGCAAAAAGCUAGAGGCUGCGGCUGGUUUUGCUGCUCGAAAGGACGAAGAAGAGGCUCAUCGGUGGACGAAAGUUGCGCAGGAGGAGGAAGAGUUUAUCUGGAAUGACGGCUCUCCCAAAUGGCAGAAGAAGUGCAAGAAGAAGGUGGAUCCAAAGACGCACAAGUUAAGAAUGCUUCACUUCUGCACCCCUAAAGCCCUAAUCCGUCGCGUCCAGAAAUAACCGAUUUGCUGACUGAAAUAUAAGAAAGUCUUGACUACACUUCUCUUCCUUCGGUAUCUUCUCCAUUAUUCCAAGUAGGUAGUCGGUUAUUUCAGUUUUCAUCAAAUGUCGGUCUUAGUCGGUUAUUUCGUCUCGAGUCUCAUCCUCGGAAUCCUCUGUCCCAUAAGCAUCACUCAGGGGAGAGAAACCGAGGAUGCGAGAUCAUGAGUCGCUCCAAAAAGAUGUCGGAUUAGGGUCCUCGUGCGCUGCUGGCCCUAAGAAAACCACCAGCAAGAAGAGGCCCAGACCGUGAGAGGCAGAACCGUCAAGAAGGAGAUAAAAUUUUUGCCGAUGUGUACAAGGCCUUGCACCAAAAAUAUUAUACCACUAGCACAACUACUACUUCUUCUAGUUGUACUACUGAAAAUUAAGGGGUGGAAGUUGGCGUAUCAUCUACGAGCAUUGCUAUGGCUUCUUCAAGUAGGGAAGCCAUAGAUAUACGAGCCAGAGACGCCAUCUCUCAAUCGCUAAGGAAAUAUAUCGUCGAACUCGAAAUGCGGGAAGAGUAGUAGCAGUAGUGUAGUUGACAAAAGCAUGAAGACCUUGCAGCUUGUUUUCUCGCAAGCGGAUUUUGCUGAUUGGUUCGCGCAUCUGCCGAAGAACGCCCAAAGCAUUUUUAACGAUGCAGCGCAAGCACAGCGACAUCCGGAACGGUACCAAGAUGUUGAUCAUCAUGUUUAUCGUGCUGUAGGACCACGAGGAGGUGAGCAGUGUAGUGCAUCUUCCUCUUCAUCUUCGAAGAAUGUUGCAGGUGCAGAGAUGGGACGGCAGCGGCACGCAGAGAUGGGAUCCCCGCAGAUGUUAUUGUCGGAUCCAAACUUCUCUGUAGAAAACCGUGCAGGAAGUUUUCGUGAUCCCUCUAUGCUAGGCGCCGUCGGAGCCUAUUUUUCGUCAGAUGAUAACAAACAACACCGAUGCUUCACUUUGUAUGAUUGAUGCCACACAUUUUUGAGAACGAAGAUAGGAGAAUGUCGCUCGUCCACCUAAAUAAGAAGAGCGUAAAUAAAUUAUGAGGGGCGGCGCGACAUUGAAGACUCCCCUAUCGUUCGACAUUCUCAAUGAGUGGAAACAUUCACACCUUGAGCCGCGACCUGCUGUCGUACUUGGCCCUUGGUGGAUCACGCGGAAACUCUUACUUCAGGUGCAACAGCACCCUCGUUAAGUCUGCGGACGAAAACGGACGACUUUACAACAACUUACACAAGCGACCUCUACGAGUUUAAGGCUGAAAAAUGCAAUGAUUCAGAAGUUCCUUCUUUAUUGAGCAAUUAAUAAUUUGUUCUCCUUGUUAGUUUGCUUCUCAGAAGAAUUGGAAAUCAUGUAGGCAAGCGCAAGAAGUGAAGAAUUCCUUUGAGCUGCUCUAACAAGUGUUAGGCCGCCAAUGGGAUCGAGGUGGCGAGACGCUGGCAAGCGCGACUGGUUUCGGUGUGCAUUGCUGCAUCCUUCCUAUUGUACUUAAGGCUACCUUCCGUAAUUCAUUUGGAGAAGCAUCUCUGACACCUUUUCAAGGUCAAAAGUUAACAAGAUAAAGAUGCUCUAGUAGACUCAAAGCAAGUUUUUAAAGAUGCUCUAGCACUUGUUCAGGAUCAUGAACAAUUAAGGCACUACUUGUUCAGGAUCAUGAAUUAAGGCACUAAGCUCUAAUGUGCGUGUUUUCGUUUGCCCUGUUCCAGGGAACCAAAUCGGAGAGAAACCAAGUCCGUCCGCUGGGGCCAAGGUGUCUUUCCAAGUGGAGCUGAUCAACGUAGGGGGGCAGCUGGUGUACGAUUUGCAAGCAAAAAUGAGGUUUCCUUGCAGGAGCCUCAAGGCCAGCGUCUCGGUUCAGAUGCAGAUGGACACGCAGUACCCGUCGAAGGCGAUCAUGAAGGACGCCGCGGCCCUUCAGGAUAAGAGUUGUAAGACGAACCACACAGGCGGAGAGGAACAAGAUGAAGCAAGCAGCUACAACAACAGCAGUGCGUACUGGAUUCCGAGCAAUGACGCGGACGAGACGAUGCACCAGCCACCACACUGGAGCCCUGAGCAUCCUUAAGGCUUUCAGCGCAAAUUCAUCUUGAAGGGCAUCGUGAGCACAUUGAUUCUUGGGGGAAGAAGGUCAAAGAUGCACUUCAGGAGGAAUAUUUGGAAUAUCUAACAUCCGCUGCGGCCCGAGCAACUCCGUGCGCUUGGCUGGUUAACGAAGAAAGAGCGCGCCGUGGACCACUUCAAGUGCGUUAUCCCGAUCUUCAAUGGUAGAGCGGAUCUCCUAGACGCGGACGCGCUUACGUCCUCGAACAGCAGCGAUGGAAAAAAGAACGCGAAGAAGCAGCCAAUGAAGAAAAGAGCGAAAGCUGAGGAAGGCAACAGUACUAAGAAAGACUUGCCUAGCGGCAACCUAGAGGUCGUGGACAACGUCGAGACCAAUGGAACCAACGACCGCGGCGACGACGACAGUAAGAACAAUGCUGAAGCCGGGCCGGCGCCACCGAGUAAGUCCAGCAGCACCGAGGAAGCGGAGGAGCGCAGCAUCAUAAUCAAGAAGGAUGAAGCUGAAGGUGGCAAGCAAUCGUGGUGCGCGUACUCUGAACUGGAAGCCGAGUACCUGGUCCGCGGCGGCCUCCUCUGUGAUAAGCCCGGCCACGGAAAAACGGCGACGAUGAUCGGCGUAGUACUGUAUGGCGUCGCUCAUCCCUACGGCGAGGCGUUCGAGCCCGAUCCAGGUUGUUUCAGUGCGCCGGAGACCACUCUGAUUUUGGUGCCGAAAAGUUAAGGCCUACUCUAAUACUUCCAAAACCCCUCGCGAUCCCCAUAGAGUCCCCUAGUUUCUAGGGGGUUUAAAGGGGCGCGCUUCGCUUGUGUCCUCUGCCUGGUAAGUUAAACUCAGGGCCCUGAGUCGUAGUUGAAGCAUCUCAGACUUGUCCCUUACGGGGAAAAUAGGCCUAAGAUGAAGCCCGCGAUUAGGGUCGAGGGUGAGCUCUAAAGAAAGCUAGUGCGCCAAUGGGAGGAGGAGUUUGAAAAAUUUUGCGAGAAGAACUUCUACAGAGACCAGCUAAAGAAAAGGAUCCGCGUGGUGGAGACGGUUGAGCAGUAUCAAAAGCUGUCCGUCAAAUUAAGGCGUUUUGUCCGCCAAAUUCAUUUUACUUCGUUCUAACUAUGUGCUGUCAAUAUCUCUCCUUCUACAUGUCAUGGUGGAGACGGCUGUGCAGGAUCCAUAACCUAUGCAUAGCCUAAGUAACGUUCUCUCCUCUCUCACUCUGCUUCAUCCAUUAAACCUUCUGGCAUUUAUCUCAGCCUUAAUCCGUUACUGCGCUUCUUCUAUAUUUAUAUAAUCGCAGUCACAAUCUCUCAUAUAAUUAUAUAUAUAAUGUGAUCUUCUAGUUCUACUUUUGGCUUCGACAAAAUCGUAUUGGUUUAUGUCUGAAGGCGUUCUUAAUCUUAAACGCCUGAGCAACAUUGUCUCAAGAAAGAUAAUUGCGCAUGGAUUGUCUCGCCAUCAUUCUCAUUGCUUGAUUGCACAUGGAUUGUUAUCGCUCGACCAUGCUCCCUCUUGUUAUCGGACGAGCGAUAAGUUAUUAACUUUAACAAUCUAUGAAUGGUUAUGGUAUCGACUGAAAAUAUUUGUUAUCGCUCGUUGUUAUUGUUAAUUGCGCUGAUGACUUUUUCUUUUCUUCUAAUCCAAGACAUCCAGAAUACUUGGGUUUUGCUGAUGCCCUUCGACGUACCCUUCCACAGCAAGCUUAAGGUGCGGGCCAGGGGUCUCACUUUGGUUAAGGAUGGGGUCACAGUUUGUCUCUGCGCCAUGAAUAUCGUGGACUGCGACUAUGUAUGAUGAUGCUGAGUGGGGUUCCUUUUCUUCGUUUAUAUAUAAGUAUGCAAGUAGCUUUAUAUGUUUAAGGUAGAAAUAAAAGGGGAACUCCCUCGAGCUGCAUCACUGGGCAAAGUCGUGAAAAACUAGCGCUAAAUUGUGAGGGGGGUAUAGCGGGUACGCGCGCGAUGUGCCAUUCACACCGGCAAGCUGCUGUAUGCGCCUCCUGAGACACGCAACCUACUUGUUCAAACAGCAUGUUUUAGAAGAUCAAGAAGUACAAGAUGCGAAGAAGAACAAGAAACAAGUUGUUGCCAAGAAGAACAAAAAAAACAAUAUUACAACAUCUAAGGCUUGAAGACGUCCAUCCAUCUUCUGCAGCAUCUUCUUGGCCUUCCUGUUUGUGAAACAAACAAAAGAGCAGGCAGGAAGAUGCUCAUCAAGAUGGACUUCUCACUUCUGCAAGGUUUAACUAUACCUCUACUAAUGCCUCUACUUAUGGCUACCGUCAACCCAUCUUUUACACCAUCUUUUAGUCAGUUCCUUUUUGGACUAGACUGAAAGAUGUUCUAAGAGAUGGGCCUGCGGUACCUCUAAUCUAGUAGUAAAGCUAAAAGUAAAACCGAAGCGGAGAAGCGAUUUGAGCAGGAGGACGCCGAGUUGCGUGCUCGCCUCCGGUCCUACAGAAAAGCCCGCGAAUGGCAGGACGAGCGACACAAAGUAGAGGAUAAAAAGAAGGGCUACGCUUAAGGCUACUCUUCUUGAGUUCAAAUCAAACUAUAAUUGAGGCUACUUUAUUUGAGUUGAUACUAUAAUUCGAAAACUGUUUUCCUUUUCGAAUUAUAGUUGUAUAAGAAAUCCAUCUUCACACUAGUAGUGGUAUUAGGGAUGCGAAUGAAUAAUCUUCACACGCAUCCGAUCGUGGUCUCGUAGUUUUUGAAGGAGAACAAGAUGGAUUUAUGUUAGGAGGUCUAAGCUUACGAUUUUUGGGAAUUUUACGAUGGCGGUUACGAGUACGUUUGGAAAGAAAGGCAGAUGCUGUUAAGGCUGUAGCUAAUCCAUCUGUCAAGUGCAUCCUUGAAAAAUAUGGGCGAGAAUGGCAGGACGAAAAUGCUCUCCCAUAUUGUUCAAGGAUGCACUUGAAAGAUGAAUUACGAACAGCUCUAACAAUGAAUCCGCACUACAGAAGAAAUUUCGAGCCAGGUGGCGCCUUGCACGACCCCAGCGGACCCAAUUGCUGGCACACCCAACGCAUGAACUUCCGUAAUGCUUGUGGCCAGAAUAACCAGAACAACUACAACCUCAAGCACCUCCAGAACAAUAAUUACGGCGCCACUUGUUCUGGUACAGCAACAGCUUGAACUUCUAGUUAGACAACUCUACUUUCUCUUACUGCAACUAGAUGACAAUUAUACAGAGGACAGCAAAUAAGUACGCAGGAGAAUGAUUUAUUCCCGUUUUUGCAAAACGGUAAUCAUUCUCCUACUUAUAUAUGUACGCUGUAGAGGUAGGAAGUAGUGAGUAGUCGUCCUCUAUACCCCUGGAGUGGGUUGUAAAUGAUGUAUUCACUCACGACUCACUCGCGCACGUUUUUCUUGAUGUUUUGCGUUUUUUGUUGUUCUUUUGUUUGAAACUCUCACUCACUGACAUCACUGUGUAGUUGUUAGUAAAUAUUCUCUCACUCUCACUCUCACUCUCUAACGAUGUGGUCGCGGUAAUAAGCAGCAGCAACAAGCCGGGAGAAGACGACCUCUGCAGCCAGAAUUCACUACGCGCGAAGUCAGAGAGAGGCAGAGCACAGGUUGCUGCGUUCCGGAAAAUUUGCGAUGCGACGCGGCGAACCUCGUCUUUCCGGUGUUAGAACAGAUCAAAUUUGGACGCAUUGUGUAUGACGAGUUUCACGAGUCCGAGUCUUUCAAGAGCCAGGAAGUUUAAGGCUUUUUAACUUGACUCAUCGUAAGAAAGAAGCAUCUCGCUCUCUGGCCUCUUGUUUUGUAUGUAAGUAAGCGGCACAGGGACAGGCGUCAGAAUGAAACGAAUGCUUUUCAUCAAGAAUGACGAGUAUAGCUCUAGGCAAGGUCUUCUAAGAAGUCCAUACUCUGUGUAAUUUGCAGGCGCACGCACGAUUCGGGUUGACCGGCACCCCGAAGCAGGAAGACACGCGCAGCAUCGUGGCUGCCGCCAGCUUAUUCCAGGUGGAUUUCGUUGGACAGGACGCCGCGGACGCGGUCAUGCUAAACAAGGUGUAAGGUGGCUCCUUCAAGAUAGAGUAAAAUCGAAAUCCAUCUUAGCGAGCAUGUCAUUUAUAUCAAGAAGGGGACUACAAUUAAAUAAAUUAUGGCCAGGGGCAUCAGUAGAAUCACGGAAGGUCUAUCAAAAAUACUAACUACUGAGUCUCGACGCAAGAGCAGCACUGGUUGCAUGUGUCAAGCUCUUUCUUCUAAGAAAUAGAGUACACGUCUAGCAAGUAUCUUGAUCUUCUUCGCAGCUGUGGAGAGAAGGACCUGUCAAGGGUCUGGGCUGAAAAAUUGAACGUCGACUGGCGAAACAUUCACGCAGAGAAAUUGGACGAGUUUUCUUUUGUUAUGGCCUCACUCACUCUUACAAUUAAAAAUCCAUUCGCAUUCCAUCUUUUUGUUUUAGUUUAUCAGUGAUCAGAGUCGUGGGAUCAUCUAAUGUUAGGGAGGAUCGGCACUUCGGCUCGAAAGUCGUUGACGCGACAACGGUCCGCCGGUUUUGCAAUUGCUGCGGGGAACCCCACGAGGAACAGGAAGGGUCGCCGAAUAAUUAUAAAGGUGAACGAAGAGGAAGUGGCAACUUGAUGACCUUUGACGACGAACUAGUGCAUAUACAUGGGAGCUUAUAUGAUCCAGAAUUCAUAUGCGCUUAUUGUGGGGAGAAGAACCACGUCGCGCCGCGCAUGCUGCAGGUGCAAGGUUCUCGUGGUGCGGCCGCGGCGGCAAAUAACAAGGCCAAGACGUCGAGCAAGCGACUCCGCAAUGAAGAUGCUCAUCCUCCUGCCCAGUACAAAGUAUUUGAGCGCGAGUUCUUGCUCCAGCGCGCGGCAUUCCUCUCGAAGCACGCGUGGGACAGAUCUGCUUACUUUCGGAAAUACGCGCAGGAUUUUGUAGAGCACUUCAUGCGGCAGAACAGCAUCAGUAAGGCUGUAGCUACUCAAUUCAUCUUUUAGUGUGUGUGUCCUUGAAAGGUGUGCUUGGGUAGUCUCGUGCUAUACUAUUGAUUCAAGGAUACAGUAGAAAGAUGGAUGAACACGGAAAGCUCUAACAUCAAGGGCGUGGAGGACGAGAUCGAGGUCGUCGAAAAGCUCAUCCGUGUGGUGUUACAGCCGGAAGAGCGAGUGCUGUACAAAAAUGAGGAGCAGAGCCUGCAAUAUGCACUGGCGUCGUCGUCGGAGGAGAAUUCCGUGUCCGUACUUGAAGUGGAGAGUUUUGGGCUGCUCGAUGACCACCUUGAAGACGAGGAGGUGCACCAGGAGGAUGGAACUACAGCCUCCGCUUCUUGUCGAAAAAGUGUCAAGGUGAUUCAGCACAACAACCAUGAAAAACUCGCGGUUCGCAAAGGUUACCUGAGUGCAGAAGAUCUCAAGAAGCGGACUGCGCUACUCAAACUAUGCUGCCACUUCCAGAACAAAGACGACUCAGCGGGCUCGGCCAAGGAGCAAGUACUUACUUAUUCGCAUUUAGUUUUCCUUUUUCAUUUUUCAAAGCUAAUCGCUGUGAGAUGGUUUCUACUUAGCUACUCAUGCUUGUGAAGACGUGCCGGUCGUGCCUGGGCCUCGAGGUGGAGAUCUUGAUAUUAGAAUUAGAAAGGUCAUAUUCAUAGCUUUUCAAUUCUUCUUCUUGGAGAUGAAACAGAAGAGAUAGGAGACUUACAGCAACUUAAACCAGGUUGCCGCAGUCGCGGAGAAGAAGCGGAAGGAAACGGAGCAGCGGAAAAAGGAAAUCCACAAGAUCAUUCUCAAGAUGCUGUGUUACGAGCGCGCAGCUGCCUUCUUCCACACAAAAAACAUGCCCCGGGUUACAAAAAAUCUGGAGACCAUUACCCUCGACGAUGUGACCGGCAUCUUGAGCACGGUGCUGCAGUUAGACAAGCAAGAGCAGGCUCCAGAUGACUUUGACAGCGACACAAAAGCAAAUAAACACGCUGUAUCAUCAUCUAGUAGUGCUGCUGCUCCUGCUCCUCCACCUCCUGCAGCUCCUCGUGCGGCAAACAUGAAGAAAAGCAACCAAACUUCAACUAUUAAGGCUCGCUAAAGUAAUUCAAAUUCUUUUACUUUUUUUUGUGAUUCAUUUUCAAGGAUAUAGUUUUAGUUUAAAAAGUGUAUUUCUUCUGUCUCCUUCGUCUUGGAUGUCUGCAAAAAGUGAACUGUGGACGACAUGGGUUGCUUGUUUGGGUUCUAAAUCUAAUUCCAAGUCUGUGGAGAGGACAGCGUUCGAAACACUGGUCCAGAGUGCCAAAGAUUUCUGGGCUACGAACGACGCGCUCGACAGCCACGAGCUGAUUGCUGCUGCUUUCGGUAAGAAUAGCUGGCCGCCGGCCAAACAUCUUCUGCAGAAGGUGUUGCGACGAGAUCUCAUGGAGCGGCACAUCUUCGAACGAACAGGCAUGGCGGCAGAAGACGAGCGUGAUGCUGCGGCGCAAGUAGAAUCUACCAAAAAGCUAAGCUCGACGCAGUGGCCACUCACUUUAAGCGGAAUACUAGACUAUCUUUCGCUACUUGGCACACAUUCCUCACACAGGAAAUCCGAAGAGAUGGACUUAUCUUAACCUCGAGCGCUACUAUGUAUAACUUGCUAGAAAUAGAAAUAGGCUAUCAAACUACAACUAGUAAAGUAUGCCUCGUAUAAGAAUAAGCAUGGCCUGCUCUAAGGAAAACAGAAAAGCAAUUUCGUGCCGAGGUGGAUGCUGGCUUGGGAGUGAUUUUCGACGACUUUGAUGAGUUUGUCGCAGGUUUCUGGCUAGACGAGGAGGUGAAAAAGAAGAGUCGACUUGUGAAGGCGCGACGAGAAAACGAAGAACUGCAAGAGCAGAUCAAACGCAGCGAGAUGGAUGACGAGGGAAACUUGGUGGACCCCUUCAACGAGGACGAAAUCAUUAAAGCGAAAGAUGUGAAUCGUGCGCGAGUUGCUCGUGCCUGCGAGGCAAAUAUUCGCGACGCGAGCAAGCGGCUGCUGGAUCCGACAGAUUUGUCCGUGGUGCACGUCAGUGUGACUCAGAAGAAGGGUAGCAAGGCUGAGGACGAGGAGGACUCGAAAAGCGAUCGAGCGGCCGAAAACUGGCAAAGGCUAGUAAAGCCACUGCUCGACGAAAACCUGCAUUACAGUUAUGGCUUACAGUAAGCGUUGAAGCGGAGAGAGCAGCCCAGUGCUGGCAAUAAUGCAUCCUAAGAAGCAUCUUGGGGCUGGGCCCCUUUUUUAAGAGGAAAAAACGACAUCAAAGACGCUGCUCUUCUAGGUGAGUAGACGCAUAAGUGGCCUCUAAUACAAGCACGCCAAAAACUACGCGAAAGGCAUCACCGACCUCAUGAGGCUGGGCGCUAAAUUGAAGGAGGAGCUAUCGAAAACGGGGAUCGAGAUCAAAGAGACUAUGGACGCGGAGUUUGCCUUUCAGCGGCUCUGUUCGGUGUCUGAGGGCAACUUAAACUAUUUUUAAGGCUUCUUGUUGACGAAGUCGGAACUUUUAUCCAUCUUGUCUUCCCCAGCAUCUAUCUUGAAGAUCCCACUCUUGUGAAGGGCAAUUAUGAGCACCUCCAAGAUCAUCCUGAUCAAGAUGGAGUUCUUCUGCAAGUUCUAAUAUUUCAAAAGUGUGAUGAGUUCUGACCAACUCGCAAUUACAGACGGUGACAGCCAGGAAAUCGAAUGCCCGAUCUGCUUGGAUGAGUUUGAGCCCAAUGGGAUGCUCGUGAUCGAGCGCUGCUGUCACGUCUUCUGCAAAGGCUGCUUGAGUGACCUGCUGAAAAUUAUGGUUCAUAGACUAUCACUAGGCUAUCGCUAUCAUUAUCUACCCAACGCGAGGACGUAUCACCUUAUAUGAUGAGUGGAGUCCUUCUUGCUUUAUUUACUUUUAUGAGGGGAUUCUAAAAUUAAGAAGGGAUAAAAAAGGUGGGAACCUAAGUACAUACUCGCCUCGGGAUCAUACAUAGUGCAAGACUACGACUACCUCUUCUAAAAAUAGUGGCACCGCGCAGAUUUGCCCGACGUGCCGAGGCCCUUGCUCUCUGGAGAAAACGCAAAACUUCGAAGAGGUGCUGCAGUCGUAUCGUGGUUACGAACAGAAAUUCGGGAAAAAAUUCGAACAACAUCAUGCUGAGCAGGACGAGCAGAAGCAGCCACAAGAGAUGAUGGAGGACUCAUCGGCAACGAAGGCAGGCGCAUCCUCGUCGUUUGCGACGAGCAGCAAGCAGGUGUUGCAAAGUGGGGCCUCGUCAUCUUCACUGGGCGGCAUGCUGGGAGGUGCUUGCGAAGGCAAAGUUAAGGGCUGAUGGAAGUUGACCUUUCUAGGAGCAUAUCGACGAUCUUUUUAAGGGGGAGCAAAGGGCUAGAUAUGCGAGUUAGAUUAUAGUACAUAGGCCAACUUACUACAACUACCGCUAAUGCAACACCAACGAAUCCUCACUACCCUUUGCCGAAAAAGAAGCAGAACUGGCUGGAAGCCGAGAGCGCCAACGAGGCCACUCAAAUAGAGUCCGUGUGGAUGAAGAAGAUCAAGCGCAAGGACAAGCAUGGCUCAAAGCUGCACUAUGUGGCAGCACUGCUGGAGAAGAUCCUCACCGAAGAUAAGACGGCCAAAGUGAUCAUCUUUACGCAGUUUUCUGACUUGCAGUGGCAGGUGAUGGAGGCACUCGACGACUACAAGGCGGUGAAAUACACUACCGUCCGCGACCGCUCUGGGCUGCAGGAUUUUCAGAAGAAGCUGAGCGCGGAUUCGGUCGCCCAGUUGGAAGCCGCGGACCCGGAUGCGCUGCAGCUGGAGAAGCGUGUCCUGUUGCUCUCGCUGGAGAAAGUUAAGGGGCUACAGCAAGAAGUAGAGGCUGCCCAAAUGAUCCAUCUUCGCUUGCGGCAUCGUCUCUAGGCGGCCUGCUUUUCAAGGGAAAAGGGGACGAGGCCGAGAGAAGAUGCUAUGAAUGUAAUACUAAUAUCUAGUGAAGACGGAUCUCUCGCUCUCCUAGUUGGUUCUAAGUAAGAAGCAUCCGGAUUGAAUUUGACCAGCGCGAACCAUGUUUUUUUGCUCCACCCCAUGUGCACGGAGACGGUGGACAAAGCCUGCGCGUUCGAGUUGCAAGCGAUAGCGCGUGUUCGACGGUUGGGCCAAACGCGUAAAGAGGUGACCAUGUGGCGCUUAGUCACUGCCGACACUGUGGAACAAGACCUCGUGCUUGAACACAGACAGCAAAUCGACGCAAGAAAAAAGCACAAGGAGGAGCACGCGAAAAAAGUGGCUGCGCGGGAGCUGGCAAGUAAGCAGAAAGAUAAGGCGCUGCAAGCAAAGGUGGGCGCAGCGGCGGUCGUGAGAAACCAGAAUUACAAUAGCUUGUUUUUUUUGGGAGGAGGUCGCGCUGAAGAGAGCAGCAGCGUCAAUUUAUCAUCUUCUACGUGGAACGCAAAUGGAGAUCGUCGCGAUUUUUCAAAUCCAUUCAAUAGCGGUAGCACGAGUGGAGCACUAGGAGGAGGCGCUUCCUCAUCGUCCUCAAGCAGCGCAGGACCCCCUGGCGCAUCUUCCUCUAGUUCCGACGGACACGGAAGAAACGCCCAGGGACAGUUCUUACCAGGAUGGGGCGCUGGAACUUCGUCAACGUCUUCAGGUAGUAAAUCUACUUCUUCAGGACUAGGUCUAGGCGGAGGGGGUGGCGCUUUUUUUGGUGGUGGAUCUUCAUCCUCGUCUUCCAGCAGCGGAAUAGGAAUUGCACCUGCUGCACAAGAUAGCUCUUUUUCGUCCUUCUUUGGCUGCGGAACAAACGGAUACGGAAAGGACCUCCACGCGAGGAGUCUCAACGGCAAUGGAAAUAGUAGGACAUUGCAUGUCAUCCAUGACGAGGACGACGUCAGUGAUAGGAUGGAAGUCGAUCAUCAGGAGGGUGAGGACGGCUCCAAGCCCUUAUUUACUGCCCACGAGCUCGGCUCGAUAUUACAAGACUGGUUGCGACGGGAUGCUGAUGCACUGCUAGAGCGAAAGACAUCCGACGCAGACAGCAAUGCUAAAGAUAGGGCGAGGGGUAUGGACGUCGAUGAGGUGAUCGAGCUCUCGAGUCCUAGUCCUAGCGACGACAGUGCUGCUGACAAUGUUGAUAAGCUACAACAUCGACAUCAAGGUACUGGCGUCCUCGUAGAGGCAGAGGAUCCAGUUGAGAAAUUAGCGCGCGAACACCAGCGGCAAGAGGAUCAUGAUCUAGCCAACGGAAGGGGCGGCUGCGUUGUUAAGGCUAUAAUGGUAACGACCUAUCAAUCUGUAUCUUCUGUAAACAUUAACAUUCAUGAUCUCGUUCUUGGUGGAUCCUUAUUUCUCGAGAAAACAGCUCCUGGGUCAUGUUUUUCGAGGGGAUACUUACUGGAUCUGUUGUCCUAGUUGUUCUCGACUGUCUUUUAAUUCACAUAGCUAUCGCUAAUGAAUGCGGACCAGGGACGAGCGACCGAAAAAACCUCCAGGCGCAGCACCAUCAUCAGAACGCAGAAGCGGGGGGUGGCCUUGUUUCGUCUUUGGUCGCGAUGGGGUUCAGCAAUGCGUUGGCACAGGAAGCGGCGCGCCAUAACAAAGGCUUGCAGGAGGCAGUGGAUUACUGUUUAGCAAAGCAGUUCGAGUAGAGAGCAGGAAAAACAAAAAUUGAUUAUAUAAAGUUUAAUGUAGUUGGAUGAGUAAAUUUUUAAUAGGAUUGACCUAGUAUCGACGUCCUGAAAUGAUCAGUCGUCCAUUUAUUUAAGACCUCGAAAGAAUUUUGAUUGUCAAAAUGGAGAAUUCUGCUCCUUCAUCAGGAAAGCGAAACACAAAAGGACUACCACACUUCUAAUUAUUUCUCCUGGACGAGGUCGUACACGUACACGAUGCGAACAACUCCCUUGUUUCUCUAAUUCAAAGAAUUUAAAUUUUGGUGACCUGGGACGGCUGACACAUAGAUAUCCGACUAUAUUCUACCAACGUUGUAGUUCUGGAAGACGAACAAGAGUCAGCUGCAUUUUCGACAACUUCAACAGGUCCCUAUGCUAGUACAUACACGCGGCACAAACAAAGAUCUUGCUGAUUACUCCUCUCUGUGUAUGGAUUUGGUCAAGAUCGUCAGUCAUCAUGAUCAUUAUCUUCUUUGCGAGGGUCUCUUGGCUACCCAGCAGCAGUAGAAGAUGGCGCUUAAUCUGCAUCUGAAGCUGCUGCCUGCGGCAAACAGGUGAGUACUUAAACAACCUCCUUGUGUCUGAAGUGAAAAAGCACUCUGUUCUAGCAAAUUCUGUUCGGUCCUGG